CGUUGACUCACUCGCUAUAUUCCCUUGAACGACGCAUGGUCGCAGCAUGAGAUCGUCGUAAGAAAGAAAAUCAGAUACAAAAUCCAAAAGACAAGCUCCAAAGAUGCGCCCGUCGCACCAACUGUUGGCUGGCAUUGCGCUGGCCACCUCCGCAGCACAUGCUCAGACCUCCUCAGACACCGUGAUAGUCGUGGUGCCGUCGACCGUAUCGACCAGUACUCUCAUAAACGAAACGAUCGUCGAGAUCUGUCCACCAGCACCGACAGUCUUUUUCAAUGUCACCGAAUAUCUACCCAUAACUGAAACAGAAACCACAACAGCGACUGCUGUCACCACCGCCACUUAUAUCACCUCUACAACCAUCCCGAUAACCAUCUUCCAGACCAUCAUAUCCACAACAGUCUUGACCGCGACCACGACAGUGACAACUCCCACAACCAUAACUGACACUGUUACAACACCUACAACGAUAUUUGACACAGUCACGACACCUACCACCAUUACAACUCCCACCACGAUAACCGCCACGACCACAACACCUACCACUCUCUCCGCGACGGAGAUCAUUUCCGAGUUCCUGACCACCGAACAAGUUACGAGCAUAACAUUAUGUCCAUCUCGCACAGUCAACCCGACCUACACGGCGAACGAACCAUACCCAACUGACUGGACAUGGGGUUGUCCGCCAGGCUGGCUCUGCAAGCCUCUCCAAGAGGAAUGUAACUUCGAAGCCGGCAUUCCAGAAUCAUACUUCUACUGCGCACCGAACGAAUGUAUCCCCGCCGAUGUCGUAGCCGCAACCCUCCCCAACACCUGGAACAUCGACAUCUAUGGCAACAACACGCCGCUGACCGACCCAGCUCUCCAAUACGAUGCGAUCGACAGCUUCUUCAACAUGGACCCACAAGGAUUCGGUCUGAACUAUGAGAUCUUCGUAGUCAACGAGGUCUUCACGAUGACAUCGACAAUCUACGAACUACCCACUGCGACCUUCGCCGUUCGACAAGCCGAGACCAGCGUUCCAGGAGCUUGCUACCCCUGGUGUAACAACUGUCUCGUCGAGGCGCAAUCCAACGGCAAAAACUCCAAGCUCUGUCUACCAGGUUCCGCAUUCGAGACAACUCUCAGCCAGUGCGAGGAGUGUAUCAGCGUGCACAAGUCCGACAGCGCGGCCGACUUCGUCCAGAUCGCGCCCCAAUUCCAGCAGUUCCUCGACUACUGCGCGCAAUACGCCACCGUCGUCGUGACCACUGCCGUCACCACAACAGCCGUCAACUCCGCGGGAGCCACAUACACCGGCGUAACAUACGAACUAGAAACGACCGUGACACCCACAAGUGACGCCACGACAUCGACAUCCUACGGCUCCGUGACAUCCGUCACAACGGAAGCCACCACCAACACUCCUGUCACGGUCAUCACUUCGGCCACAACCGCCACAUACAACUCGACAACAGCAACAGCAACAGCGACCCUGACACCAACAACAACGUCAUACACAACCACCGCAAACGGCACAACCACAACCGCAAGCUACAGCUACACCCUCACCACCAUCCCCGCGACCGAAUGGCCGCAAAUCACCAUCAUCCUACCACUCGGAAACAACAGCACCACCACAAUCUACGGUUCCACUCUACCCACCGGCGCCGCGACUCUUGUUUUGCCUGCAGAGUUCUACGCCAACGGAACGAGCACCACCGCUACCACCGCUGCCACUGCCGUUGCCUCAGACUCCGGUACGAUGACGAGCUCAGCCGCUGUAUCUACAUUCACCGGCGCCGCAUCUAGCUCCAAAGUCCCCUUGAUAGGAGGCUACUGGCUGACGCUCGUCGCGCUGGUCCUGCCGUUCCUGUUCGCGCUGUCGCUGUAGGAUCAGGAUCUCGCAUGUGUAUAUAACAUAGAAGUGCGAUCUGAUCCAGCAAAUUUUCUUAUGUCUUGAAAGAGGAAAAAAAGAGAAACACUUGGAGAGUAUCCUGAAACCCCAGAGCCAGCCUCGACUGGUGGGAAUUGGAGUAUUGGCGGAGACCUACCUAGUACAGUACGUUAAUACAAUAUAGUAAUACUGAUUAUUGAUGUCUG
This is a messenger RNA of Exophiala viscosa, 2082 nucleotides long. RefSeq lists its product as uncharacterized. The coding region runs from base 104 to 1873 and encodes 589 amino acids. The record is from RefSeq and is a predicted model, not a curated record. NCBI's taxonomy places the organism in Eukaryota, Fungi, Ascomycota, Eurotiomycetes, Chaetothyriales, Herpotrichiellaceae. The transcript is spliced from 3 exons.